Rhizopus microsporus ATCC 52813 is the source of this 2031-nucleotide messenger RNA. RefSeq lists its product as uncharacterized. The record is from RefSeq and is a predicted model, not a curated record. Gene Ontology annotation, biological process: protein localization to membrane; vacuolar transport. Gene Ontology annotation, cellular component: membrane. Lineage: Eukaryota; Fungi; Mucoromycota; Mucoromycetes; Mucorales; Rhizopodaceae. The transcript is spliced from 4 exons. Bases 26 to 1900 code for a protein of 624 amino acids.
GCUCUUUAUUCACUGCAGAUACACUAUGGCAAAGCUGCUUUUAGUUUGCCUUUGCACGCUAAUAUCAACAUUAUUCUUAUUCUGCGGCCCAAGUCAAGCCUUGUACUUACCAGGUGUUGCUCCAAACGACUAUACGAGCGAUAGUAAUGUGCCUUUAUUCGUCAAUUCACUUACUCCCAUGUCCAAUCAGCAAAAGUCGCUGAUAUCUUAUGAUUAUUAUGAUGAACGCUUUCACUUUUGCAAGCCUGAGGGUGGUCCUGAAAAUCAACCUGAGAGCUUAGGCUCAGUAUUAUUUGGUGAUCGUAUCAUGACAUCCCCUUUCAAGCUUACACUCGGUAAAGGGCUCGCGGAUGUGAUUCUAUGUAAAAGUGAUGCCAUUCCUGCUAAGGAUGUAGAGUUUAUUAAUGAAUGUAUUGCAAAUGAUUACGCCAUGAAUUGGGUUGUCGAUGGUCUUCCAGCAGCUCACAUUACAAUUGAUGAACGCACAAACGACCAAUAUUACAGUAUCGGUUUUGCACUUGGUGCUUCUGAAGGAGAGAGAAAGUACCUGAACAAUCACUACGACAUCAAGAUUUCUAUUCAUCGACGUGACGAUGGAAAGUAUCGAGUUGUUGGUGUGAUCGUCACUCCUUCAAGUCGGAAACAAACCAUUGAUGCAAAUGGAAAACUUGUCGUAUCAGAUUCACCCAUGACUUUACACGCAGGCGAUCAAGUCGUUUAUACUUAUAGUGUCACCUGGCAGCCAUCUGAUAAUCCUUGGGCUACUCGUUGGGAUAACUAUUUGCGUAUCCAGGAUCCUUCCAUUCACUGGUUUUCUUUGAACAAUUCUAUUGUUAUCGUCUUGUUUUUAACAGGUAUGGUUGCCAUGAUUUUGAUACGCGCUUUGCAUAAAGAUAUCUCUCGCUACAAUGCCGUGGAGGCACAAGAAGAUGUCCAGGAGGAUUAUGGGUGGAAGUUAGUUCAUGGUGACGUCUUUAGACCUCCGCAACGACGCAUGCUUCUUUCUGUACUUGUCGGAAAUGGUAUUCAAGUUGUCGCAAUGGCCGGCUUAACACUAGUGUUUGCUGUCCUUGGAUUCUUAUCACCCUCCAACCGUGGUGCGCUUGGAACAGUGAUGGUUAUACUCUUUAUGGUUUCCAGCUGUACUUCAGGAUAUAUAUCAGCUCGCCUCUACAAGAUGAACGGUGGAGAGAACUGGAAGAUGAACAUUUUGCUUACGGCAACCCUUGUACCAGGCUGUAUCUUGAGUUUCUUGUUCUCUAUGAAUCUCUUCCUGAUCCAUUCCCACUCUUCUGGAGCUGUUCCCUUUGGAACCAUGAUCACCCUGAUUGCACUUUGGGCCAUUAUUGCUCUUCCUCUUAGUGUUGCAGGAUCAUAUUUUGGUUUCCGCCAACCUCGUAUUGAGCACCCUGUCCGUACGAAUCAAAUUCCACGACAGAUUCCUGAUCAACCAAUGUAUCUUCGUAGUAUCCCAUCUAUUCUCAUGGGUGGUAUCUUACCCUAUGGCGCAAUCUUUAUUGAACUCUAUUUUAUUAUGAACUCGAUCUGGUUCCAUCGUAUUUAUUAUGGCAUUGGUUUCCUUUUCCUUGUCUAUUUUAUCCUCAUCUUGACCUGUACCCAAGUAGCCAUUCUUAUGUGCUAUUUCCAUCUCUGCAGUGAAGAGUAUCAUUGGUCAUGGCGGUCCUUUUUGACCACAGGCGCUACUGGUUUCUAUGUAUUCUUGUAUUCUAUCCUUUAUUAUUUCACCAAGCUAAACAUCAACACUAUCACGAGCACAGUCUUGUAUUUCGGAUACUCCUUCUUACUCAGUCUGAUGCUCACUCUUUUCACUGGAUCCGUUGGCUACCUCUCAUGCUUAUAUUUCUUACACAGAAUUUUUGCUAGUAUCAAAGUAGACUAAAAAUAAUAUAGAAAAUAAAAAUAGUGUGUGUUUUCACUUGAAACGAGACAUAAAUUUGACAGGUCCCCUAAAUAAGUCCCAAAUAGGAAAUGAAGAUACGCCCUGUAGAAAAACAGCCACAAUGAUAUUUU